Molecule: messenger RNA, 726 nt
Organism: Acanthosepion pharaonis
Lineage: Eukaryota; Metazoa; Mollusca; Cephalopoda; Sepiida; Sepiidae
Source: the annotation of a GenBank genome assembly
AUGAACCGUUUAAAAACAGCCCUAAUCUUACCUAUCCCAUUCCUACCGGCGUCUCUGCUUAUAGCCUCUACAAAACUUGGCCAGAAAUACAAGUUUGCCCGUCGAGCUGGGCACAAAAACACCGAGUCGACAAAUGAUGGCAGCUGUUUCUUAUAUAACUUACUCUCUCAACUUUUCUAUACAAUCCCCUUCGAAACUUCUUCUUUCUCUCCUUUCUUCUCUUUUACUACACUUCACCCCUUUUCUCUCUAUCACUCUUUCAACUUCUCUUUCUCCUCUCCUUUUAAUUAUUUUCUUAUCACAGUUUCUUUCUACGUUUCUUUUCCUCACCAUACUUACACGUCUCACUUCUUUUCUCCUUCCUCUCUCUCUCUAAAUAUCUUUCACCGACGUUCUGAACUUCCUUUUCACCCCCUCCUCAAUAUCUUUCUUCUUUUUUCCCUCCUCUUUCAACCCCUCUCUCUCAUUUACUACUUAACCUCUGAUCAACUUCCUUCUCUUUUCUCCUCCUUCCAAUUUCUCUCAUCCAAUUAUAUUUUGCCUCUCACUUUCUCUCUUAUUCUAUUCUACCUUCAACUUCUCCCUUUUUCUCAGCUUCUCUGUACUUGUCUCCUCCCCCUAUCUCAGUUGUUCCUAAACAUUUUUUCUCUGCGCCGCAUUUUUGGAAUUAAAAUUUGCUCGCGACUCAGCAAAUUUUAUGUGAUAAAAAGUAUAUCUAAAAUUUAA